GAAGCGUGGGCGGUUGAGACGCCGGCGCCAGCCACAGUCACACAGCGGGUCGGUGCUGGUCUUGCCCAUGAGGCCCAGGAAAAUCCGAAGGCAGCUGAGGAGAAGCGCUGUAUCCCGCAUGGCGGCAUUGAGGGCCCAGACGCUGCCAAGCGAGGACUCGGAGGACUCGAGGGUGGAAUCGACAGUGGACUAUCCCCGGGACCCGCUUCCUGGAGGGGCUGCGGCCACCUCAGAUGCGGCCGGGCGAGAGCCGAACGGCCACCUGGGGCCUGCAGAGCUGCUGGAGGCCCCGCCCGCGGCCCACUCCCUGCAAACCCCGUCGGCGCGCCUGGUGGAGGUACCCGCCGCACCGGCCCGCGUGGUGGACACCUCGGCUUUGCUGUGCUCUGCCCAGCACUUGGCGGCCGCGACCCCUUCCGUGGCCCCAGCGACGCUGUCGGGGCCGCUCGUAGACAGCACGGGCGGGGAGCUAGCCUGGGAUUCUCCGUUGCAGCGCGUCUUGGCGGAGCUUAACCGCAUCCCCAGCAGCCGGCGGCGGGCGGCACGCCUCUUCGAAUGGCUUAUUGCGCCCAUGCCACCCGAUCACUUCUACCGGCGCCUGUGGGAGCGGGAGGCGGUACUGGUACGGCGGCAGGAUCACACCUACUAUCAGGGUCUCUUUUCUACUGCCGAUUUGGACUCCAUGCUGCGCAACGAGGAGGUGCAGUUCGGGCAGCAUCUGGACGCCGCGCGCUACAUCAAUGGGCGGCGCGAGACCUUGAAUCCACCCGGGCGCGCCCUGCCUGCCGCUGCGUGGUCCCUGUACCAGGCGGGCUGCUCCUUGCGCCUCCUUUGUCCGCAGGCUUUCUCGACCACCGUGUGGCAGUUUUUGGCUGUGCUCCAGGAGCAGUUUGGAAGUAUGGCGGGCUCCAACGCUUACCUCACGCCCCCCAAUUCGCAGGGCUUUGCUCCUCACUACGACGACAUCGAGGCUUUUGUGUUGCAGCUGGAAGGAAGGAAACUCUGGCGUGUCUACCGACCCCGGGUCCCAACUGAGGAACUGGCCCUGACAUCCAGCCCCAACUUCAGCCAGGACGACCUUGGUGAGCCGGUGCUGCAGGCCGUGCUGGAACCUGGAGAUUUGCUCUAUUUUCCUCGGGGUUUCAUUCAUCAAGCCGAAUGCCAGGAUGGAGUGCACUCUCUGCACCUCACCUUGUCCACGUACCAGCGCAAUACCUGGGGUGACUUCCUGGAGGCCGUACUGCCUCUGGCAGUGCAGGCUGCAAUGGAAGAAAAUGUGGAGUUCCGUAGGGGCCUGCCCCGAGACUUCAUGGAUUACAUGGGAGCCCAGCAUUCGGAUUCUAAGGAUCCUCGAAGAACUGCUUUCAUGGAGAAGGUGCGGGUCUUGGUUGCCCGCUUGGGACACUUCGCUCCUGUCGAUGCUGUGGCUGACCAGCGAGCCAAAGACUUUAUCCACGAUUCUCUGCCUCCCGUGUUGUCAGAUAGGGAGAGGGCACUAAGUGUUUAUGGGCUCCCAAUUCGCUGGGAGGCUGGAGAACCUGUAAACGUGGGAGCCCAGUUGACAACAGAAACAGAAGUGCACAUGCUUCAGGAUGGGAUAGCUCGGCUGUUGGAAGAAACUUCCCCAUAUCUGGCAAGUGAAUAUUCUCAUGGUUGGUGGAAAAGAGCCUGGUGUACCAGAGAGAGCACUGGACUUGGAACCAGAAGACCUGGGUUUGGGGUGGUAGCUGGUAGGCAGCUGGCUGAAUGACCUGAGGCUGCUUCUACACCUGGGCACACAGAUUUUAAUGGUGAGUGUACUAUGCACAACAAGGGAAGCUCAGGGUAGUGCUCUCUUCCAGUUGAUCAGGUAAGAUGGAAUCAUGUUUCCUUGACUAACCAUUUUAUUACGGAUCUGCAGGGCACCUGCUGCUAAACAGGCUGCUCGCCGAACUGCCACGAAGUCAUCAGAGAAGCAGUUUAGGAAGCUUGGGAGAAGCUUGGCAGUCAUGAGCUUGAGCCCACCAAUCAGGGACAGGGCUUCCACCUUCUCUCGGGAAUUUCCUUUACCCAGUUUGACUCUGUAAAGAACAGGUACUUUUAUUUUCCCUUCUUAAACUUUUGGUGCCCCCCCCCCCCCACCAGUGCCCUUAGGAUAAAAUCCAACCUCUGUAGGUUCUUUCCUAGUCAGCCUUAUCCCCAUUAGGUUAAGUUUCACUGGGUAGAGACUCAGUUGUCUUAUUUACUUGAAUCCCUAUUACCUAGCAUGUGCUAGGCACUAAAGUAUGCUGAAUGACUAAAUAAAAAACUUUCAAACAUGCA
Miniopterus natalensis is the source of this 2301-nucleotide messenger RNA. The record is from RefSeq and is a predicted model, not a curated record. Lineage: Eukaryota; Metazoa; Chordata; Mammalia; Chiroptera; Miniopteridae.